Molecule: messenger RNA, 1791 nt
Organism: Aspergillus tanneri
Lineage: Eukaryota; Fungi; Ascomycota; Eurotiomycetes; Eurotiales; Aspergillaceae
Exons: 8
Coding region: 1-1791 (596 amino acids)
Molecular function (GO): magnesium ion transmembrane transporter activity; cobalt ion transmembrane transporter activity; magnesium ion binding
Source: RefSeq, a predicted model, not a curated record
AUGACCGAUUCUUCGCAACUACCAUAUCCACAGACUCCGCACGACUACUAUUCCAGUUUCACUGGCUGUCCGACCAUCCAAAACGGAUUCCACGACAUCGAUGAUGAAACUCAUUUCCGAAUCUACCUAGGACAGCUUCAAUCGUCACAAACGCAGAAUUUCAUCUUGGAUUUUGGUAACGAUGAUGCCUGGUGCGCAGUGAAUCUCAACAAAAAUGACAUAGCGCUGUUAUUGCGGAAACCUAAACCAAAAUGCUUUGGGACAAGAUGGAUUAACAUUUGGAACCCAGAAGUGCAGAAGGAAUCCAUCAAGGCUAUCACCGGACACUAUGGCGUCUCAGAACGGUUGCAAGGAAUGAUGUGUACUGACCCUGUGGAACGUCAAAAAAAAGAGACUACCUCUCAGCCUUCAGAAAACUUGCCGAAAAGUCCGAGCACCAAUCGAUUGCCUCAUGUCUCCCGCAUGGACGAUCUUGAGGAAGCACCCGGUUUGAAGGACGUGAUGGAUCCGGAAAAGAUACAGACGGUAGCAUCCUUCAGGGGACUUACAUUUGCGCAUGUGGUAAAUCAAAUAUGGCACUUUUGCUCCGUCGACCAUGGCCAGAGAUACACUUGUGUUGGAUACAAUUCCCUUUAUGUAUUGUCUAAUUACGAUUCAACUAAUGGGAAAGGCCUUCCUGAUGGAAGACGACUAUGGUCAUGGCUUAUCUUGUGCGAUGAUGGUACGGUCGUUUCGAUCCAGGAGAAUCCGUUUCCGGGCCUUUAUGGACCACCACCGAAAGAGUUGAAGUCUGUACUAGGGGUAAUCCGCAGAAAUGUCCAAUUCAUAUUUUCAGGGGUGUCAAAACAGCAUUCUGCCGCAUCUGAGAGUGACUCUUUGGUAACAAUCAGGGUGCGGCCUUCUCACGGCAGUGACCCCGAUCAGGCGAGUAUCAAACAAGAGGAUGGCCCUAGUCUGCUCUUUUAUUAUAUCUUUGACGACUGGAUAUCAACCUAUGCACUGGUGGCAAAACGCGAGCAUGCCUAUGGAGUAGAACUUGAUGAACUGAGAGAACGAAUGCUAAAAAGGCCGGAUGUCGACCUGGUGAACGAGCUACACUGGCUGGGCAGACGCUUGGCUGUUCUAAAGCGACUGUAUCAGAGUUACGAACUUAUUAUGAUGCGUAUUUUGCAACGACAGCGCCUCCUCCGCGAUGAAAACCGCUCACAUCGCCCUCCACUACCGAUUACACACAUGGUCGGAGACCAUGACAUGGUGGACCUGCGACAGCUGACGCUCCAAAGCAGUCUCAGUCUCUCAAGCAUUCCUGACACGCCCGUUGGCGUUCACCUGAGUUCUUCUGCAGUAGCUCGCUUUGAGAGACUGCUUGACCGCAUAAAACUUUACUGUUUGUCUGAAAUUGAUACCUGUCUCACGGAGAAGGAGUCGUUGACAUUUCUAAAUUUCAACCUUAUUGCUCUCAAGGACUCCCAGGCGGUCGAGAAACUGACGAGAAUCACGGUCCUCCUCGCCAAAGUGACGAUCCUGUUCCUGCCGGUCAGUCUCAUGACCGGGUAUUUUUCCACCGAGCUCAAAGGCGUGAAGCAUGUGUAUACAACCGUCGAAUAUUGGGCUAGCUUUGGAGUGAUCAUGUUUCUAUCUAUCGUGAUGCUCACACUGUUCGGGUAUCUCAGCGACACUAUUGAAGGCAAGACCAUUUACCAGUCACUGUCUCGAACCUUUUUCCGCAGUUCGAGGGAGAGGCUAUCACAUAGGAAGGAAAUUCCCGAGCAUCCGGGCGUCCGUUCGUGA